UUGUUUUGAUCUGUUAAAAUCCUCAAAUUGACUAACAAAAUAAAAAAAAAAUAUGUAUGCAUUUUAAUAAUAUGAUUACACCAAUCCCACCACAGUUCCAGCUGCAAAGAGUAAUUUUAUAUUUUUUCAAAAGUCAUGGUCCCUAUUUCCAGAACUCUCUACUAUAAUCUCUAAUGUGUCUUCCUCAAAAAUGGCGUUUGCUGGUAAUUACAUAUCAAUAUUUUGUCGUGUGUCAUUUUUUCUCACAAUACUGGUGGUAGUGAGUGCCCUACCAUUUCCUUGCUUGUUCAUUUUUGGUGAUUCCUUAGUGGAUAGUGGUAAUAACAACAACCUAAAUACAUCAGCUAAGGUGGAUUUCCCUCCUUAUGGUGUUGAUUUCCCUUAUGGUGCUACUGGAAGAUUCACCAAUGGCCUCACUUCGGCCGAUUUUCUCGCUAAAAUGCUCGGUUUCAGCGAUUUCAUUCCACCUUUUGCCGAGGUGCAAGACACCGGUGACGUAUCCAACGGUGUCAAUUACGCCUCCGGAUCAGCCGGAAUUCGUAGCGACACCGGAAAGCAUCUGGGGUAUAGGAUCAGUUUGGAUCAACAGUUGCGAAAUCACGAGAUCGCUUUGUCGCGAUUUACGGCUUCGUACGGAAAUGAGUCUUCAGCCAAACAGCGCCUCAACAAAUGCUUGUAUUAUUUGGUAAUUGGCAGCAACGAUUACAUCAACAAUUACUAUGAGCCUAAAUACUAUACCACCCAAAGAUGGUAUACACCACAGCAAUAUGCAACAUUCUUAGCCAAUAAAUUCUCUCAGCAGCUUAAGCAAUUAUACAAUUUAGGGGCAAGAAAAAUAGGUGUUGCCGGUCUUGGUCCAUUAGGUUGCAUCCCGGCGAUGGUGACGAAAGGUACUCAGGGCUCCCUCUGCAUCGACGCCAUCAACGACGCAGUCAGAUUGUUCAACACAGAGCUCAGAGUCCUUGUCGAACAACUCAGUCAUGAUCUCCCCGACUCUAAUUUCAUCUACAUAGAUGCCAUGGAUUUGAGGCCAACAGAGCUAUUUGUUCCUGGCAUGAGGGUUUUGAUUGAGGCGUGCUGCAGGGUCGAGACAAGUACAGGGCUGUGCGUUCGAGGAGGAACACCGUGUGCUAUUAGGGACAUUCAUUUCUUCUAUGACCAUUUCCAUCCAACUGAGAUUGUUAACAAGGUUGUUGCAACCGCUUCAUACCUUGAUAUUCUCAAGUUGAUGGCUUAGAUCCCAUAAAUUCAUUUGUUAUGCUCAAUUCUUGGAGUAUAUUAUGUAUUGAUUGCUUGAGGAUGAAGAAGUAACAUUUUAUCAGUUCAAGUCUUUAAUUGUUUGAUGGUGUGAUGAAGUACAAGAUAGAUGACUAAGUCAUGUGUUACAUC
Messenger RNA from Salvia splendens (bonfire salvia), 1389 nucleotides. RefSeq names its product GDSL esterase/lipase At1g29670. Gene Ontology annotation, molecular function: hydrolase activity, acting on ester bonds. The transcript has 5 exons. The coding region runs from base 191 to 1237 and encodes 348 amino acids. NCBI's taxonomy places the organism in Eukaryota, Viridiplantae, Streptophyta, Magnoliopsida, Lamiales, Lamiaceae. The record is from RefSeq and is a predicted model, not a curated record.